CAGCUCAUUUUCUGCUUCAGACUCAGAAACAAGAACACAAAGGAGAGGCUGCUGGUGCUGCUGCUUCAUUCAUCCCCUCAUCCAUUCACCCGUCCAUCAGUGAGCGGUGAGGAUGGACCCACUGCAGGACCACAGGAGUUUUGUUCAGCUCCUCUCAGUUGUGCUGCUGAUGUCAUCGUGGUGCGUUCAGGGUCUCCAUGUCAACGUGUUUCCCAGGAAGCCUCUGUUCAGGCUCGGCGCUCGCCAGCAGAUGGUCUGCUGGGUUCAGGACUGUCCCACGGUACCGAGCAUUUCCUGGUUCACUGUUAAUGACCGUCCGCUAUUGGGGUCUACCCGCACCAACAGAACGCACUCUGUCCUGACCUUUGACCCUGUGACGAUAGAAGACGAAGGACAGCUGGCGUGUAAAGUCAUUUGUGGACGACAAACACCACAGAACCGAACCUCUGUCAGUGUUUACUCAUUUCCUUCAGACCCUGUGGUCACAGGUCAGGACCACCUGAGAGAUCACCUAGAGACGGUCCUCACCUGCCAGGUGUCAGAUCUGUAUCCUGCUGUGGACGUGAACUUCACCUGGCUCAAAGGAGACACCGUUCUGAUGACCACUAUGAAAGAUUCUGGGUCCAGCUCCAUUCAGUACCUGCCCCUGAGAGAGGACUCGGGAGGGAACAUCACCUGUAGGGCAACGCUGGACCUGCAGGAUCUGCCAUCUGAGUCCAGAACCAGAGAGACCACCAUCCCCCUAAAUGUCCUCUAUGCCCCUAUCAUCAGGAAUAUGUCCGACCCUGUGGAAGUGAUGGACGGCUCUCCGCUGACUCUCAGCUGUUCUGCAGAGGGAAACCCUGAGCCGACCAUCACCUGGACAGUAGGUGGUAGGUCUCUGCAGCGAGGUCGAGGUGGUCAGCUCCACUUAUCGCCGGUCAAACUUUCAGACGCCGGACAAUACGAAUGUGAAGCCAGAAACUCAAUAGGAAACCAGACUGCAGCUAUAAAAGUCACUGUUCUAGCUCCGCCCACCACAACCUCCCUGUCGGUGGAUCCAAGUGAGGAGGUCGUGGAAGGUCAGCAGGUUAAUAUUACCUGUAGCUCUGAAGGAGCUCCGCCUCCUACACUUGUUCUAAAGAGGGAAGGGGAGGAGCUUCUGAGGACUGACUCCGCCUCCUUACUGAACUUCAGCCUUCCUUCUGCUUUUCUGGAAGGCUCCACCCUCUACGAGUGUGAAGCCUCCAACCGGUAUGGCUCCCAGCAGGCCUUCAGGUCCAUCACUGUUAGAGCUCACCCUCUGCAGGUGGAGGCGAGUCCUGAGGUCUCAGCGGAGCGAGGCUCAGCCCUGACCCUGACCUGCAGGGCCUCCGGGUGCCUGCACCCCCCCACCCUCAGCUGGAGGAGGACAGACCGGAACCGGACCCUCCUCCAGAAGACGGAGCAGCAGGACGGCUGGUCACAGCUCCACCUGCGGAACCUGGAUGUCCAGCAUCAGGGAGGAUACAGCUGUGAGGCUGAGUGUGACUCCGUCAUCAGGACCAGGGAGAUCCACGUUCAGGUCUACUCGUUCCCCUCUGAUCCCGUUCUGGAGGAUCCCGGUCCAGUCCUGCUGAACAAGGAAACCCAAUUUCGCUGUGAUGUCAUCAACAUCUUCUCAGCCAAUCAGCUGAGGUUCCGCUGGGUUUCGGGAAACACAACUUUGAUGACCGAGAUGUACAAGUUCUCCGGUUCCCUGCAGAACAUCUCGUCUGUUCUAAAGCACCAGUUCAAGGAGGUGCAGCAGGUCCUGACCUGCAAGGUGGAGCUGCUGACAGAGGAUAGAGGAGUUUGGAGGUCCAGAUGGACCAGCAUUGCUCUGCAGAUCCACUAUCCUCCGAGGUCGACCUCCCUGUCAAUCAGUCCAGGUGAGGAGGUCCUGGAGGGUCAGCAGGUGACGUUUACCUGCCGUUCAUACGGAGCUCCGCCCCCCAUGGUGGUGCUAAGGAAGAAUGGGGAUGAGCUUCUAAGGAGUGACCCCAACUCCUCAUCCUCUGUCACCCUCAGCAUCUCCUCCACCCUUCUGGAAGAGUCGGGCCAUUACCAGUGCGAAGCCUCUAACCAGUACGGCACCCAGUUUGUCUCCAGCUCCAUCACUGUCAAAGCUCCCCCGAGGAACACUACCGUCCUCAUCCUUCCAUCUACGGAGGUCCAGGAGGGACAAAAUGUGACUGUCUGCUGCCAAACAAUCAGCUUCCCACCAUCUGCGGUGAUCCUGAAGAAGCUGAACAACGGAACCGAGCUGUUUUCCACCAACGGCACCUUCCUGCUGGUCAACUUCACAUCCAGAGACUCGGGGUUGUACCAGGUCAACGUGAGCAACGAUCUCGGCUCUGAGAUCAAAGUCUUCAGCAUCAGAGUCAGAGAGGUUAGAACCGGACUUCCUCCAGGCUUCAACAUCAUCCUCAUCUCAGCCGCUGCCGUUGCUGCGGGACUGACUGCUUCUGCUCUGGUUCUCGACUACAUGAGGAGAUCCAGGAAAAAAGGUUUUUAUCAGCUGCCCCAGUCCGCCCCGUCUUCAGCAUGAUGCUAGCAGUGAGCCAACAGACUCCUUCCUGAAAGCUCUAAAACAUGGCUUCUUCUUCGACCCUCUGUGAUUUCCACACCCAAACGUGUUGCUACCAAGUUUUAAAGUCGUGUCCUUUAAAAUUUGGUGUGUGAUUCCAAGAAGAUAGCUGCUGGAAUACUGGAGUAGGGCUUAGAGGCACUGAAAUGUGGCAGCUGACUGACAGGAUGUGGCUUCAGUGUUUCUGUAUGAGGCCAACUGCAUUGGGACCUGAACAUAUUUGGAGACAAUCUCAAACUAGUGCUAAACCUCCCAAAUCUUUGAUUCCCUGACAACUAACGUGCGUCAUGUGGCCAAAGUAGGGCUACAUGUUACAUCUCCUCUCAAUGCGAAGCUUCUUAGAUCGCAGCCUUGUCUUUCACAUCCCCAAUAAGAUUCAAAAUGUCCCAGUUUUCCCAGCAUACAGUGCUGUAACACUAGUGUUUCUGCUUUUUAAUCACAUUUAAAUGUUUGAUGUCACCAAGCUAAUUUAAUCUCAGAAUUAAUAACAAAAUAUAGUUUUAAGUGAUAAUUUAAUUUAUUAAAGGAAAAGCGAACCAGCCUGUUCCAUUGUUCACUUGUUAAAUCAUGAAUCAUUUGUGAUUAUCCACUUUUUUGUAACUUGGAGUGCAAUUACACUCCCAACACUCAGCCUGACCUUUAUAAUCAAGAACCUGUCUGACAACACGAAGCAGGCUAAAAGAUCUCAAACAGCAUCACAUCAUGACCUGAUCUAAAGAAAUUCAAGAACAGAUGAAGAGCAAACUUACUGACAUCUAUCAGUCUGGAAAGGGUUGCAGAUCCAUUUCUAAGGCGUUGGGACUCCAGAGAACCUCAGUGAGAGCCUUUACCCACAGAUGGAGGAAACAUGGAACAGUGGAAAACCUUCCCUGGAGUGGACAGAGUGCCAACAUUACUCCAAGAGCUCAUCCACAACUCAUCCAGGAGGUCAGAGAAGAACUUAGGGGAACAGCAAAAGCUCUACAGGCCUUCCUGCCUCAGUUAAGGUCAGAGGUCAAGAUUCAACAAUAAGGAAAAGAGACUGGGCAAAGAUGGCCUCCAUGGGCAAGUUCCAAGGCCAGAUCCACUGCUGACCCUAAAGAACAUGAAAGUCCAUCUCACAUUUACCUAAAAACAUCUUGAUCCUCAAGAGCUCUGAGGAAAAUAUUCUGUGGACUGAAGAGACUAAAGUGGACCUUUUUGGAAAGUGUGUGUCUUGUUACAUCUAAAACUAAAAGCUUCAGAAACAGAACGUCAUACCUGGAGUCAAACAUGCUUCACGUCUUCAGGACCUGGACAACCUGCUGUGAUGGAAGGAGCCAUGAAAACCCUGAAAGAGAAUGUCCAGCCGUAAGUUUGUGACCUUGACCCCGGGCACACUUGGGUUAUUAUGGUCCAAAGUACACUAGCCAGACCACCUCUAAAUGCAGAACAAAAUAGAAGACUUUCAGUGGCAUAGUCAAAGUCUGGACCAAAAUCAGUUUGAGAUUGUGUGGAAAACCCCUGAAUGAAUUAAAGCAUUCCUCUAAUGGAAAGUGGGCCAGAAAUGGCUCCACAGACUCGGUACCAGUUACUGCAAAUGGCAGAACCAGAUUUAGGUUUAGUGGCCGAUUCCAGGUUGGUUUAAAUCGCUUUUCCAUUAAUACAUGAAAUUAUCCGUUAAAUGUUUCCGAUCAUCAACCUGAGUAAAUAAAAACAUUUUAAGUGGGACAAAAAAAAAAGGAAAAACAAAAGAAAUCUGCAACGGGGGUGAAUACUUUUCCACAGCACUGUAUGCAGACAGUGGCAUGUACCGACUAUUGGGUCUCAGCAUUAAAACAUGUUGCUGUCUUUCCCCUAAAUGUGACGUCUACCUCAUCCUCCCUUUGAACUGCGGUUGUGAGCCCAGCGUUUGGUUGAUGCGUCCCAAACCUGCGGUGGGAACCACAGGAAUGUAAAUACUGCUUAUCAGAACCCUCGAGGCUUUCUACUCUUUGCACAUAUCGACAGGCAGCUGGAACCCCCUCCAUGUGGACCCCAUGACCACCCUGCAGGAAAGGUUCUAAUGGGUCGACUCUGAAAUGUUGUUAAACUGUUUCGACUGGUUUUUUUUUCCUCCUCAUGAAGGAAAACAUAUUCAGUUUAAACUUGUACUUUCAUUUCCUUCUGUUUGAUACUGAUGCAGCUACGUGUUUUUAUUAAAGAUUCUGCUGAUCUAA
Messenger RNA from Girardinichthys multiradiatus, 4764 nucleotides. RefSeq names its product vascular cell adhesion molecule 1b (gene vcam1b). Gene Ontology annotation, cellular component: plasma membrane. Gene Ontology annotation, biological process: axon guidance; cell-cell adhesion. The transcript has 10 exons. The record is from RefSeq and is a predicted model, not a curated record. Gene Ontology annotation, molecular function: protein binding. NCBI's taxonomy places the organism in Eukaryota, Metazoa, Chordata, Actinopteri, Cyprinodontiformes, Goodeidae. The coding region runs from base 113 to 2548 and encodes 811 amino acids.